AAAAACCUCGGACUUGAUUGGAAGUGACUUUACAGUCUUCUAGCAGCAGUGGCGCUUGGAAAGUCUCUCUCACCCUCCUGAGCCACGAAGGGUGUGAUAUCCACAUAACACAGAACAGUUCCCAUAACGCACAGUAACAUAACGCGCGCUGGACAAACAAGAGGGAAUUUAACUUCACGCAAACCGCUUCUUAUUACACUGUUCAACACAAGGCCAUUUUAAUUCACGAUGGAGGAGGAAGCGUCGAAGAGCAAGUCGUCGACAAGCUUCUAUGACGUUAGUUAUGGCGGUCCAACGACUGGCAGCUCGUCUUUUCGCAAGACGGUGCGCACUUACACUUCGAAAUCAGCGUCAGGAGGAUUGGGCGGUCAUGAUGUUUCUCUACAGCAAAUCGCGGAGGCGAAAGAAGUUAUUGGGGACAUGGAAGCCGCGUACAGACAGUUGAAAGCUAUGCUGGAGGAUCAGAAAAAAGAGCAUAUGGCUGAGGUGCGAAAGUUUCAGCGCGAGAUCGAUGAUCUCCGACGCCAGAAGCGCAGUCUCGAAGAUCAGCUCCGCGACUCCAAAGGCGAUAACAAGCGCCUUCAGGACGAGCUCAACAUGGUCAGGCGACGCCUCCUGGAAAAGGAGACCGAGAACGAGUCCCUUCUUCGCGAGCUCAACUCCAAGAACAACAUCAUCUCGACGCUGAAAAGCGAGAAGAUGGCGCUGCAGAAGGAGAUUGAGACCUUGCGUCAGGAAACUAUGAUCAGCGUGGAGUCUACCGCAGUGGUUGAGGCUGGACCGGAGGACGACGAGCUAUACCUCGUGCGACAGGAGCUCUCCGAGUACGAGACAACGCUCAAGUCUCACAUGGACGAGAAGGAAGGGCUGCAAGACGAGAUCGCCGCGCUACAGGCAAAGCUUGCUCGCUUGCAGAGCGACUUCGACAAGUCACAGCGCGACCUUGACGCGUCUAAGAAAGACUGUGACCUUAAGGUCAAAAAGUGCGAGGCCCAACUUCAGAAUUCCCAGAAACAGAGGGACGACCUAAAGAGGCAGCUGGAGCGACUGAGAGAUGAGCUAAAGCGGAGCAAAGACAGCAUGAACGAGGUGCGACGCGAUGCACUAGAGCAGAAGAAGGCGGCAGACAGGCUAAGGGAAGAGGUCGGCAGCAAAGACAAGCAGGUGCGCAACUACGAGCGGAAGAACUCGGACCUGGAGGACCAAGUGGAGGCUCUCAAGCAAGACUACUCGCAGGCUCAGAUGAAGGCGGAAGUGGAGUCGCGCCAACGUAUGAACUUGGAGAAGGAUCUGCGCAACUCAGAAAUGAAGCUUGCUGAGCUUGAGGCUGCCAUUGAGAGCUUACACCAUGAAAAUGACGACCUGCACCGCGAUCUCUCAACAAACACGAGGAAGCUGGCUGCUGCCGAGAAUAUGCUGGGCAAGUCCAACAACAGGAUCAAGGAACUGGAGACGGAGGUGACGAACUACAGAACCAGGAUACACGUGCUGGAAUCCGAGGUCGAGAAGAUGAGCACGGUAAACGUCCAACUGCAGGCUACAUACGAGUCUUCAGUGACCGAGGUAGACGGACUGAUGUCCAAGGUCGGAGGAACACACGCAAAGAUCAACGAUUUGGAAUCGCUGUAUGAGAUCACGGCUAAGGAGAGAGAUGAGCUAAAAACCAGUGUAGCGCCGCUUGAGAAGAGGAUAUCGGAUCUGAAGAUUGCGUUGGAGAAAAGUGAAAAUGCGCGUGACGACCUCGAGAGGGAGGUGGACGGGCUGAGGAGCAAGAACACGAACCUUGAAGCGCAGCUGGCUGCAGCGCAGAAGGCUAAGAUGCAACUGAAGGCCGAUCUCGACGCCGAGAAAGACCGAGUGAAUCAGCUGCGAAAGGAAAUCGUCGGUCUUCAGGCUCAACUCUCUGAGGCCCAACGCAACGCUGAGAAGUUCAAGAAUGACAACGUGAGGAAGCAGAAGACCAUAGAUGACCUGAAGAACACCAUUGCACAGCUUGAGGACAAGAUCAACGCACUGGACAACGACGUCCGCGAAGUGAACACAAAGAACGACAUCCUUGAAGAUCAAGCCAAGGAGAUGCAUGAUGACCUUCUAGAAGCGAACAAACGCGCCGCAGAUGCUGAAGAUGAGCUGCAGCAAACUGAAGACGAGUUAAACCGUCUUAAGAACGAGAUACAGGAGAAAGAGAAGAGGAUUUCCGAGCUCGAGUCUGCAUUUGACGCGGCAGAUAAAGAGAAGCGAGAUCUGGAACAGCAGGUUCUAAGCCAGACACCCAAGAUAAAGCGCUUGGAAUCUGAGCUCCAGGACGCCCUCAACCGUGCCAGUGCGCUGGAAGAAGAUGCCAAGAAUCACAACCAGGUAGUUGAUAACCUCCAAGAUGAGAUCACUCGGCUGAAGAACAAGCUUAGCGAAGCAGAGCGCCAGGCUGCAGCAACCCAGAGAGAGUCUGUGGAGAAGGAUACAACAAUUGACUCUUUGAAGAAAGAGAUUGAUGACUUGAACAAUGAGAUCGACGAGCUCAGGUCGGAUUUAAUGAACACGAAGUCGCUUCUGCAAUCAAGCGAAGACGAGAAGAGGAAACUCAUGAUUCAGCUGGGAAGCAAAGAUGACGAGGUGAAUCGCUUGACUGUGGAGGUGGAACAGCACAUUAAGAAAAACGAGGUCCUUCAGAGCGAGUGCAUGGUGGUGCAAGACCAAGUUAGCAACGUACAGAGUAGCUACGAAGACUUCGCUUCAAUGGCAAAUGAAAAAGAAAGUCUUCUGGAUAUCGAGAAAGACAAGGUAGCGCAACUGGAAAAGGAGUUGGCCAACUUAAGGACCAAGUACAAGGUCAUAGAGGAUCGUGAUGGCAUGAAGCAGAAGGAGAUUGAUCAGCUGAAGGCAGAUCUUGAAGCAGCAAUGGAGAAGGCUGACGAUCUUGCCAAGGAAGUACAAAGGCUUGAGGGAGAGAAGGAUGAUAUCGCCAGGAACUUACUUGUUGCUGAGAGUAAAGCAAAUGAGCUUGAAAACGACAUCGUUGCCGCAAACAGUGACAAGGUCCAGGCUGAAGAUGACUUGUACGCAAUGCAAGGCAAGAUCGGCAAACUGGAGAACCAGAUCGACACGCUACGCAAGCAAAACGCGCAACUGAAGGACCAGCUCAAAGAUGCAAGCAACAAACUGGUCCAGGCCAAGGAGAAGAUCGCUACCCUUGAGGUUAAACUUUCGCAGCAGGAAAAAGCAAACCAAGCGCUGAACAGCGUCGUGGCCAAAAAAGAUAAGGUCAUUGCUGAUAUCAAUGAGAAAAUCAAAAAGUAUCAGAAGGCUGCAGACGAAGCCAAGCGCGAUCUUGUCGCGGCGAAUGUUGCGGCCGAUGCGGCCCGCGAGGAAAAGAGAGACAUGGAGCGCAAAUUUAACUCUCUAAAAGAUCGUAUUGACGCGCUGGAGAAAGAGAUCAAGGAACUGAAGGCGCAGAGGAACAAUCUGGAAACUGAGCUCAGCAACAAGUCUCAUAAGCUAGCUAUCACUGAGGGCCAACUCGCUAAUGCAAGGAAGGAUCGCGAUAACCUAAAGGCGGAGAUUGAUAAUCUGAACAUAACGAUCAGGAAAAUGAAAGAAGACCUCUUGGCAGCUCAGAGCAGUCUGAAACAGAAAGAACGUGAAGUCGAGACAAAGGACAAGGAGCUCAAGGACAAGGACGCCAUCAUUGAGCGUCUGAGAAGUGCAAAGGCGGUUACUGAUGAAGAGCUACUGAACCUUAAACGCGAGCUCAUGAACACCAAGAACGCACUCGAGGCAGCGCAGAACAAGAUCCGUUCGCUGGAAGAGAACCUCAAGAACAGCCAAACUAACGUGAACAAGCUCGAGGUCACUAUCAGUAACAUCGGAAAGGAGCAGCAGGAGCGAGAGCGCGCCAGUGCCACCCACGACACGCGCUACUAUGAGAUCGAGACUCUCUACAAGGCGAGCCAGGACAAAGAGAAUAGGAUGAAACAAGAAUUACAAUCCUAUAAGAACCGCUACGAGAAGCUCGAGUCCGACUACCGCAAACUACAGCAAGAGAACGUGGACCUGCGUGCCAAGGUGAACGCCUUGAACAAGAGAAUCCGUGACCUCGAGGCUGCCAAGGACCGCGCCGAGAAGGAAAAGCAAGCAAUCAAGGAAGAACUUGUGCAGGCCAACAACGACUUGGCUGAUCUAGAGAUAGAGCAUGACACCGUGCAGAAGGAUUACGACUCGCUCAAGAAACAACUGGCUGACGCGAAUGAAAGGCUCGCCAAGGCGAGAGAGGAGAACAUGAACUUGCAGCAGCAGAUUGUUGAGCUCAAGAUGAGGCUUGAGAGCGAAGAGCGCGAAUCGGCAGAGAAGGAUAACUUGAUUGACAACCUCCAAGCCAGCAAGGAGUACAUCGAGGGACAACUCGAGAGCCUGAAAGCCCAAAUGUCUAAAAUCAAGGACGAGAAUGAAAAUCUCAAAGAGAGUGACGCCCGGCGCCAGCAGGAGAUCCUUGACUUAGAGAAUAGGAUCAACGAGCUAGAAAAUAUGCUCGCGAGGAUUUCAGCUGAGAGGGACAGAGCACUAGAAGACUUGAGAACAAGUACGGCCAAGAUCUCAACCCUGGAACAACAGAUUCGUGACUUUACCAAAGAUCGCAACAGCCUCGAUGAGAAGAUCGAAGAGCUGAGGCGCCAAGUCAAUACCUUGCGCGAUGAGAAGAAUAUCGUAGAGAGGGACCUGAACGAACUGAAGAGCAAGAUUGACUAUUACAACCAAGAGAUUGAGAGCAGGGAUAAGACAAUUGAGGACUUGAAACUGAAGAGAGAUGAGCUUGAGCGACAGAUGGAUGCGCUAAAGAAGGACAUGAGGCGCGUUGAGGCGGACUACGAGACCGCGAUACAGAAGAUUGAGAACAUGGAAAAGGCUAACAGAUCAGUGAAUGAGAAAAUUUUGAUCAUCGAGAAGUCUAACGACCGUGACCGCGAGAAUGCCAAACGCAUGGAAGAGGAGAACAUCAACCUCAAACGCAGAGUAGCUGAGAUGGAUAUCAACAACAGGAUCAACAGCGAGAAAGAAAACGAGUUGCAAAGCAAGCUGAGCCAGGCCCAUGAGCAGAUUAUCAACCUUGAGAAUCGACCUCAGCUUGAGUCCGCGAUUUCUAUGGUUUCUGAAAGCAUGGUAGAAUCCUCAGGCGAUGACAUGGAGACACAGAUUCUAAGACAAGACUUGGAAACUCUCCAAAGCAAGUACGAUAAACUGGAGCGUCAAAACAAGCUUCUCCAAGACCAAAACAGCCAACUGCAGCAACAGCUGAACGAGAGGGACAGAAAGUUGCGAGACAACGAGGACGAAAUCAUGGAGCUGCAGAAGGUGAUUGAGGAGCUGAAGGUACGCGCUGCUAAGGCAGGCGAUCAAACAGAUGCACCAGGAAUCAUCAACUCGCUUCGAGCGCAGAAGGAUGCCUUGGAGCGUGACAACAACAUGCUGAAGCAGGAGAUCAAGUCCAUCAGGACUACACUCACCGAGGUGCAGACGAAGAAGGGAGAGCUCGAAGCAGAUGUCUAUAACCUGAAAAGGAAGCUUGGAGAGAGCGAGCUUAAGUUGCAGAUGUCCCUCACUGAGAAUGACAAUCUCAAUGCCGAGCUCAUCAACGCACAGAAGCGAAUUGCAAGUUUGGAAGAAGAUCUGCAUCGUGCACAGCAAGAGAACGCUAAUUUGCGCGGGCAACUUGAUGAACUGCGCCACCAGAUGGCAAGAGCCAAGGAGGAUCUCUUCACCGCUCAGCGCCAGGUCAGCGAUUAUGCAGCGCAGGCCGACAACGCCAAACGUGAGGUGGUGGACCGAGAGAACCAGAUCCAGUGGCACAAGAACAACGAGAAGCAGCUUGAGGACGAAAUAAGUGUCCUGAAGCAGAAGAUUUCCAAUCUCAGAGAGUCUAAUGAAAACUACGCUGACCAAGUCGCCAAGCUUAACAGCCAGAUCCAGGAACGUGAAUCAAGAAUCGCCGACUUAGAGCACUUCAUGAACCUUCUGCGCGAUGAAAACGAGAAGCUUCGCAAAGACGUUGCUGCGGCGAACGCCAAGGCGACUGACUUUAAAAACAAGUACUUGAAUGCGCUGAAGGACGUGGAGCGUCUCCAAGCCGAACUCACUGCAAAGAACCAGAAGAUCUUCUACUUGGAGGGUCGUAUCAAGGCUCUAGAGGCAGACAAGAACAGACUCAAGCAGGAAAUCGCCACCAUGAAGAAGACAAUCUCCGAACUACGCGUGCAGAUUGAGUUACAGCGCCAGGAGAAGGACAGAAUGCAGAGCGACAUGAUCAUUGUGCAGCAAAAUGUCAGCGAGGUGCACUCAGCGCCGCCAGAAUCCAUGCCCAUGCGCGACGACGAUAAAGUGAAUUCUAAGAAGUAUCGUGACUUGGAAUCUGCCUACAAGAAGGCCGUUCGCGACAAGGACAACAUGGACAGUGACAUCGCUGGGCUGAGAGCAAAGCUGAACAAAGUGGAGAGUGAUCUGGCAAACAGUAACCGCGACAAAAACGUGCUUGAAGGACAGGGAGCUUGGAAGGACAAGAGGAUCAAGGAGCUGCAAGAUGCACUCAAUAACCUGCAAGGACAGGACAAGGUUGAUGCCAAUGACGCCUUGGGCUGGAAGAAAAAGAUGACCGAGCUCGGACAGGAGGUGCAGAAUCUCAAGAACAAGGUCACUAGACUGGAAGCCUACAAUGAGACGUAUGAGAACAAAGUGAAGGACCUGUCUGAUGAGCUGGUGGACGCCCGGCACAAGAUCGCAACGCUCGAGUCUCAGACAGAGGAGGCACAGCAGAAGAUCGAGGCACAACAGAAAGAGCUCCUAGACGCCUACAAGAAAAUUGCCGACCUCGAAGCAGCCCUCCAGAGCGCCAACAAUAACAAGAGUGAGCUUCAGCGAGAUAUCAAGAACCUGCAGAACAGGAUUAACUCCCUUGAGGAAGAGCUCCAGCUUGAAGCCAAACAGCAGGCACAGCUCCGCGGCAUCCUGGAUCAAGCUAAGAACAGAAACGAGAAGCUGAAGCAGGAGAUUGCUAAUCUACAGAAGAAGCUAAGAGAACUGCAGCAGCAGUUUGACGCCAGGCAAGCUGAGUUCGCCGAGCGUGGAUACACAGUGCAACGCCUGGAAGAUGAGUUAAACAACCUUCAGGCAGACAACGACAAGCUAAGACGAGACCUCGCAGCCCUGAGGAACGAGAUGGACAACAUGAACGCAGAGAAACGCGAUCACAUGUCCGAACUCGCGAGAGCCCAGCCACAGAUUGCCGACCUUGAGAACAAGCUUCAAGACGCUAGAGAACAGAACUCCAGGCUCAAGAUCGAGAUCGACGAUCUCAGGAACAAGCUGUCUAGCGCCAAGAGCCGCUACGAGAGAGUCGAGACCGAGACAACCAUUGUCCGAGACGCGGGUGGCCAGCUUGAGUCCGGAGUGGACAUGUUCCCGGACAUGCAGGAGGAUGUUGAUGCGCUCAAGGCUGAGAAAAAUCGUCUGAAUGAUGACAUCUCGUCCUGGCAGAACAAGUACAACACGUUACAGAAGAACUAUGAUAAUUUGGACUUGGAGAAACACAAGCUCGAGGAUAAGAUCGCAAGCAUGCAAAAGACUAUUGAUCAUUUGGAGAACGCCAAUCAGGGCUUGACCACAGACAAGGGCAAGUUGUACCACGACUUUGAGAAUGCUAAGAGAAAGAACCACGAUCUCCAGGCCGAGCUCGAAGCCGCCCGCCAGUCCAAGGACAAUCUUCAGGAAGACUUUGACAAUCUCCAAAAACGCCUGGCUCAGCUGGAAGCCGAGCAAGAGAUAUACUCCAAGACCCGCAUGGACUACGAGGACUCUGCUUCAUACUCCGCCCUUACUGCUGCUUAUAAGAGGAGCCAGGAACGUGAGAACGAGCUGCAACAAGAGCUGCUGGGUGCACAUAAGAUGAUCUCUCACAUGGACUAUGAGCUGCGCACAGUGCGCGAGAAAUACGAGACCUUGAUAAUCACCUACAAGACCGUCGAGGUAAGGAUAGUCACACUAAGAGAGGAGGUCGUCAGCUACCAGAAGAGGAUUUCCGAGCUGGAGGAGAAGUACGAGCACGCGCGCGAGCUAAAUGUGGAGCUUGAGGACGAACUGACUGUCGUGCAGCACCGUAUAACCGAGAUCGAAAAUGACAACAAGUCUUGCCAACACGAGAAGGCGUCCAUGGCGGUGGAGAUCACCAAGCUUAGGAACCAGAAUGUUCGAUUUGAGAAGCAGCGUGAAGACUGUGAGCGGGAGAAGGAACAUCUUCGCCAGCAGGUGUCCCUGAUGAGAAGCAAAGGCAACACACAAUCUGAAGAACUGAUCCAGCAGAUGAGAGAGCUGCAGAACCAGAGCGAGAAAUACCGCUUCCAGGUGGAUGACCUGACAAGGCAACUGUCACGUAAGGAUAUUACCAUGAGUCCUCAAUCACAGUCACGUACUGAGGUUUCAUAUGUGAGGGGUUCCCCUGGAAAGGGCAUCACAACCACCACCAAAACCACUAGCUACAGCACCUCUUCUAGCAAACCUGGUGAUGUGUCCACAACCAUCAAAACAGACAAAGAGAAGAGUGGUUACAGUGAAGACACCAAGGAGCAGAUAGAAGACUUUUUCCAAGAUGAGGGAAUAUCUGCCGAGUCCACAAGAGCAGUGGAAUCAUCCCCACCAAUUGAAUUCAGUGAUGAAGAUGAAUCAUCUGAAGAGGAGGAGAUCACUACAAAGAAGGUUGUUGUGAAAACAUCCAGAGGCUACAAGGCCAGCAGUUAAGCAGGAAUUCGGAUUGGUCAGGGCUCAGAGGGAAAAGGGUACAAUAUAGAUAGUUUUUCAAUCAAGAACCAAACCCUAUGUCAAAUUGGAAAUUAACAUGGCACAAUUCAAGAUGAAUACAUGGAAAAUGCUUGAUUGUAUUGAGUGUCUAUGUGUCAUGAGUUUUUGUGUUUGCCAUUGUAAUUCCCAAUUUUACAGGGUUUUGAAGCUCUUGUAUUCCCUAUACUGAAUGAGUUUUAACCUUUUAAACAGGAUAUUAUUUUGAAUUGUGGUAGAAAAGUAUGCUAAUUCGUUUAAUUCUAUUGACUAUAAUCUUUUUUUACUAAUUGAUGGAAUAUUUUUUUCAUGUUUUACCAUCAUUUUCUCCAUAACUCACAAUUUUACCUUUGUUGCUAUUUAACAAAUUUUUUGCCAAACGUUUCACAGUCCUGUUGAAUUCAUCUCUUAUAAUUCUACAGUCUGUAACAUUUUCAUACCUCAAUGUAACAAUACAUAUACCCAUCAUCUCAAUCAUGUAUAAAGGGUCUUUAAACAUAAGUUGGCAACAACAGCAUUUGAAUCUCUUUAGUUACAAUAAGUGACUUGCACUAACUAAUCACCUGAACUUUCAAGUGGAAAAUAUAAGCUAAAAUAAACACAGAAAUAACUGUGCCCAUCAUGCAAGAGAACCUAAACAUCUAUGAAUGAAAAUAAGCCUUUUCUGACAAAGAACCAUCUGGCUGUUUUAUAAGCGCUGAAUAAGUGAUAUUGUUUUUGACCCUGAGCGUGUGCAAGUUUGCCACCCAAAAAGUCAGCUGAUCUGUUAGUGCAAGUCGCCUUUUCAAUUGAAUAGACCCAAUUUUACCAUAAGCCAAUUGGCACAAAACGAAACAAUAAACCUUAACUAGGUUAGCCCAUUGGACUAGGUAGGCAAUAGGUAGUUUUCAAAUCACAAAAAAAUGGAAUGCAAUUAGCACUAGUUACGUUUUAGUUAGUGAUUAUCCAUAUAAUUGUCUAGUAAUUAUCUAAUUUUCAAAUAAAUUAGGCAAAACUGCAAGAAUAAACAAAAUGUGAUGCACAAUGAAAUGCUCAGAGGACAAAUCUUAAAAAUAGGUUUAUUUUUUGUUACUUUGAUAGUUGAUGAUGAAUUAAAUGUCAUAGAAUAUUC
Nematostella vectensis (starlet sea anemone) is the source of this 9925-nucleotide messenger RNA. Its product is annotated as major antigen. Lineage: Eukaryota; Metazoa; Cnidaria; Anthozoa; Actiniaria; Edwardsiidae. The record is from RefSeq and is a predicted model, not a curated record. The coding region runs from base 229 to 8778 and encodes 2849 amino acids. The transcript is spliced from 12 exons.